This is a messenger RNA of Clunio marinus, 232 nucleotides long. NCBI's taxonomy places the organism in Eukaryota, Metazoa, Arthropoda, Insecta, Diptera, Chironomidae. The record is from the annotation of a GenBank genome assembly.
UAAAAUAAUUUUUUAUGAAACAAUUACUUCUUCGUGAAGAAAAGGUUUUCCUACACAGGAAAGGUAAAAAGUUCUUCUAAGAAGAACGAAUUUCUUCGUGAAAUAUAAGGAUAAAAGCAUUUCUGUGUGAUUUGCGAAAUAAAUUAAUAAUAUUUCUUCGCAAAAUAUAAAAGAUGAAUGCAUUUCUUUGUGAUUUGCAAAAGAAAAGGAGAAAAAAUGAUAUGAUAAAGAU